Sebastes umbrosus (honeycomb rockfish) is the source of this 3805-nucleotide messenger RNA. It is a transcript of the gene tmem259, whose product is annotated as transmembrane protein 259. Gene Ontology annotation, cellular component: endoplasmic reticulum. The transcript has 10 exons. Lineage: Eukaryota; Metazoa; Chordata; Actinopteri; Perciformes; Sebastidae. The annotation marks the transcript as partial. Gene Ontology annotation, biological process: positive regulation of ERAD pathway; response to endoplasmic reticulum stress. The record is from RefSeq and is a predicted model, not a curated record.
UGUCUGUUGAUAUCUGUUGUUGUCUCAGUGUGGCCUCAGGAGGAGUACAUCGUGGAGUAUUCUCUGGAGUACGGUUUCCUGCGUCUGUCUCAGAGCACCAGACAGAGACUCAACAUCCCCGUCAUGGUCGUCACUCUCGAUCCCAUGAAGGACGAGUGUUUCGGUGACGGCUUCAGUCGCUUCCUGCUCGAUGAGUUUUUGGGCUACGACGACAUCCUGAUGUCCAGUGUGAAGGCGCUCGCUGAGAAUGAGGAGAACAAAGGGUUCCUGAGAAAUGUGGUGUCUGGAGAACAUUACCGCUUCGUCAGCAUGUGGAUGGCCAGAACCUCCUACCUGGCCGCUUUCGUCAUCAUGGUCAUAUUCACUCUAUCCGUGUCGAUGCUGCUGAGAUAUUCUCACCACCAGAUCUUCGUCUUCAUCGUGGAUCUUCUUCAGAUGUUGGAGAUGAACAUGACCAUCGCCUUCCCAGCAGCCCCUCUGCUCACCGUCAUCCUGGCUCUCGUUGGCAUGGAGGCCAUCAUGUCUGAGUUCUUCAACGACACGACAACGGCGUUCUACAUCAUCCUCAUUGUCUGGUUGGCCGAUCAGUACGACGCCAUCUGCUGCCACACCAACACCAGCAAACGCCACUGGCUGAGGUUCUUCUAUCUUUACCACUUUGCCUUCUACGCGUAUCACUACCGCUUCAACGGACAGUACAGCAGCUUGGCCCUGGUCACCUCCUGGCUCUUCAUCCAGCACUCCAUGAUUUACUUCUUCCACCACUAUGAGCUUCCUGCCAUCCUGCAGCAGAUCCGGAUCCAGGAGAUGCUGCUUCAGAACCAGCAGGCGGGUCAGGCCAACCAGACCGCCCUGCAGGACAACCUGAACAACAACCACAGUGCUGCUGCUGGACCAGGACCAGGACCAGGACCAGGACCAGGACCAGGACCAGGACCAGGGCCAGAACCAGGACCUGCCAACACCACCCAGCCAGGAACCAACACCACUCAGCCGGGGCCUCAGACCGACCCCCAGACCUCCUCCUCGCUCUCCCCAGCAGCAGCAGCAGGAGGUGGGGGGGAGGUCAGGUCGGAGCUGAACUGGGUCGCUCAGACGGCCGCCAUCAUCACUGAAGCUCUUUCCUCCUCCAACCAGCUCUCCACCUCCUCCACCGACGCCGUCGACGGAGGAGGUGCAGCUGGAGGUCAGGGACCAGCAGGAGCAGCAGAGGUCAGUGUGGUAGCAGAGUUUUGGAUGGCAGCAGGAGUCGGAGAAGGAGCAGCAGGAGGAGGAGGAACAGCAACAGCAGCAGGAGGUGGAGCACCAGAAGCAGGAGUAGGAGGAGGAGCAGCAGGAGUAGGAGUAAGAGGAGGAACAGCAACAGCAGCAGGAGGAGGAGGAGGAGGAGGAGGAGGAAGAGGAGCAGCAGCAGGAGGAGCCGAUCCUCCUCCCAGCUGUCCAAUCAGAGGGCUCCAGGUGGGGGUGGCGGGGCCCUCGGAGGCGACACCCCCACAGACAGACUGCCCCCCCUCACAGAGUCCAGGUACAGACUGCAGACCACCACAGACCUCGUCCUGAGAGUCCAGGUCUUGAGAGUCCAGGUCCUGGUCCAGGUGGAGUCCUGCUGACAUCAUCUCAGCGGGGUGACACAGCACCUCAGUCUGUCAGCUGAUCAGGGUCAUUGAUCAGUGAUUGCCUGGUCUCUGACCUCACAGCUGAACCAGCCAAUCACACAAACAUCUGAUUGAUUAGUUCAGUGUGUCUCAACCUGAGGGUCGGGGGACGGGUCGGGGACAGGCCAGAUCAAGUCCAGUUCAGUUCAGUCUAGAACAGAAAAGACUUCUUAAUGUCCAUCAACUAAUCGAUCAAUCAAUCGAUCAAUCAGCUGAUCAUAAAGUAAAUAAAGACUCUCUUCAGUGUUUCUAUUGACGACACUCCUGAUACCCCUGAUCCUUCCUAUUGAUCCUUCCUAUUGAUCCUUCCUAUUGAUCCUCCCUGUUGAUCCUUCCUGUUGAUCCUUCCUAUUGAUCCUUCCUAUUGAUCCUCCCUGUUGAUCCUUCCUGUUGAUCCUUCCUAUUGAUCCUUCCUAUUGAUCCUUCCUAUUGAUCCUUCCUAUUGAUCCUCCCUGUUGAUCCUUCCUGUUGAUCCUUCCUAUUGAUCCUUCCUAUUGAUCCUUCCUAUUGAUCCUCCCUGUUGAUCCUUCCUAUUGAUCCUCCCUGUUGAUCCUUCCUAUUGAUCCUUCCUAUUGAUCCUCCCUGUUGAUCCUUCCUAUUGAUCCUUCCUAUUGAUCCUCCCUGUUGAUCCUUCCUAUUGAUCCUUCCUGUUGAUCCUCCCUGUUGAUCCUUCCUAUUGAUCCUUCCUGUUGAUCCUUCCUGUUGAUCCUUCCUGUUGAUUCUUCCUAUUGAUCCUUCCUGUUGAUCCUUCCUGUUGAUCCUUCCUGUUGAUCCUUCCUAUUGAUCCUCCCUAUUGAUCCUUCCUAUUGAUCCUUCCUGUUGAUCCUCCCUGUUGAUCCUUCCUAUUGAUCCUUCCUGUUGAUCCUCCCUGUUGAUCCUCCCUGUUGAUCCUCCCUGUUGAUCCUCCCUGUUGAUCCUUCCUAUUGAUCCUUCCUGUUGAUCCUCCCUGUUGAUCCUCCCUGUUGAUCCUUCCUAUUGAUCCUCCCUGUUGAUCCUUCCUAUUGAUCCUUCCUAUUGAUCCUCCCUGUUGAUCCUUCCUAUUGAUCCUCCCUGUUGAUCCUUCCUGUUGAUCCUCCCUGUUGAUCCUUCCUAUUGAUCCUCCCUGUUGAUCCUUCCUAUUGAUCCUCCCUGUUGAUCCUUCCUAUUGAUCCUUCCUGUUGAUCCUCCCUGUUGAUCCUUCCUAUUGAUCCUCCCUGUUGAUCCUUCCUAUUGAUCCUCCCUGUUGAUCCUCCCUGUUGAUCCUUCCUAUUGAUCCUUCCUGUUGAUCCUUCCUGUUGAUCCUUCCUAUUGAUCCUCCCUGUUGAUCCUUCCUAUUGAUCCUUCCUGUUGAUCCUUCCUGUUGAUCCUCCCUGUUGAUCCUUCCUGUUGAUCCUUCCUGUUGAUCCUCCCUGUUGAUCCUUCCUGUUGAUCCUCCCUGUUGAUCCUCCCUGUUGAUCCUUCCUGUUGAUCCUUCCUGUUGAUCCUCCCUGUUGAUCCUUCCUGUUGAUCCUUCAUCAUCACCAUCACUCUGUAGUUUAUUAUCACCGUCCUGCUGACCCAAUGAGAGACACAGACAGGAAGUGAGACAGGAAGUGAGACAGGAAGUGAGACAGGAAGUGAGACAGGUUGUUUGGAAGUGAAAUAUAGAAAAACACCAGAUUGUUCCUUUAAGAUCACUUUAAACACUGAAACUGGUAGAAAAAGAUAAAAUCCACUGAUGAUCAGUUAUUGAUCAGUUAUUGAUCAGUUAUUGAUCAGUUAUUGAUCAGCCCUGAUUCUGACAGACUGAAGCACAAACUGUUGAUUUCUGUUUCCAUCUGCUUUUAUUUUGAAGAAAAAGACUCUUUGAGAGCAGGAAGUAGUUUUGGCGGUCGGACUGAUCGAUUGAUCGAUCGGGUGGAUCGGGACUUCCUGUCCGAUCAGAUGCCUUAUCAAUAAUCCUCUUUGGACACUUUGGAGACGUCAGCAGCGGAGCGAGCUGAUUGGUUGUGCAAUAUGACGCCAGCUGUGUCACGCCUCAGGCCCCGCCUCCUACUGUCACUGUGAUGCGUUCAGGGUCCGACGGCAGAGACGGCUGCUGGUGCGUUCAAGUGCUAAAUGUGAGCGUUGAUUCUCAGAUCUGUUGGCUGCUGUCGUCAUUUUAAUAUCAUUUAUUAAACACAUUAAUUAUU